AUGGCCUCGCGGCGAGUCCCUCUGUCCAACAAUCCCAAUGUCGCCAACUCGCCGCUCCGUGGAGCUUCUGCUCUAGCUGCCUACGCUAAGCAAAAACGCUCGUAUGCUACUAUUCAACGUGAGGAAGCUUAUGGGCAGGCUCCUCCCGUCAAGAAGCAAGCUCUUGAUAGUGGUGCCGCACGCGUUAUUCGCUCUCCUUCGAAGCUGCCUCGCGCCCAAACCAUGUCCCGAGUCGCCACUGCUGCUACCGCACGUCCUGUUGUCCGUGAUAGACAAUCUAGAGCUGCUCCUACGGCUAAGCCUCACGAUGUCGAAAGUGAAAAGGAAGUAUGGAAGAGACACCACCGGGCCAAGUUCCCCAAAAUGGUGUUUUACUUUGAAAGUAUCCCAGAUGAUGUGCGAGCGAAGCUCAUCAAGAGAGUCACAUAUCUUGGUGCUCGCCAAGAACCCUUCUUCUCCAUCGACGUCACACACGUCGUUACCACACGAUCGAUCCCUGUCGAAAAAACUGGUACCGGAGAGGCAGACGCCUUGAACCACGAGCAAAGCGGACGUGUUGAGGAGCAGCCUCAGACCAUCAACCCUUCUCUGCUUCUGGAUAAACCUAGUGAUGCCCGCAGAAAACUUCUCUUCGACUUCCGCCAGGCACCUAUGCAAUCGCUGCAACAAGAUGACCUGAUGAAGCGCACUCGGGGUGUCCGCAAUAAUGAUGUCUUGCACAAAGCUCGUGACAUGGGUAAGAAGAUUUGGUCGUUGGACAAGUUCCAGACCAUGCUCGCCGUACUACUGGAAUCGGAGACACAACAAGCAGCGUAUGGAUCACGCGUAACCAACGCCCGAAGUCAAUACGGGGCCAACAGAGGAGCCCAUGAGCCCAAUCUGUUGCAACUUCUUCACAACGAACGCAUCAACGGCCCCUCAGACCGUGAUCCUACGGCUAUCAGCAGGGAGCUCUCCUAUUUCAAGGGCCCUUAUCUCUACGUUUGGGACAUGGAUGAAAAACAAAAGCCCAUGAUGGUUCGCGAAUAUAGCAAGGUCAUUAACAAGGCCGACGGCGAUUGGCCCCAGUUUCGCAGUGUCGGUAAUGGCCGCUGCCCCUUUGUUGAAGAGCUGGAACUACCUGAGCGAGAGGUACGCAAGAAUCGUGAGCGUGAAAGGGCUCGUGUUAUUAAGCGAGAAGAACAUGUCACUAUCCUCAAGCCUCCGGAGAACCCUUUGCCUAGGCCGGUCACGGGGAAACGAUCUCUCGCUGAAAUGGAGGGUGGACACAACAGACCGCGAGGUGCUACGACCGCAGAAGUCUUCAACCCAGCUAAGGCUGCUAUUGGCAAGCACGGCGAGAUGCGUCCGCAAAACGCCUUCAUUAGCCGUGCAGAUUCUGGGCGGCAGUUUGCGGGCGAACCUGUUGCGUCUGGCAUGCAACCGUCCAACAUCACAUCUGCUAUUCGCUCACAGAUGAUCUCAUCUACCUCCGGCAUCAACGGGGCCAAGGCCGGUACAAGCAAGGCAGUACAUGGGUUGCAAAGAAAAGUGCUUCAGAAAGCUGCUCCGGCUUCGUAUGAUUUAAGCUCGCGGCACGUGGGAGAAAUCCCAGUGGACGUUGCAUCUAGUAGAUCCACUACUAUGAGCCGGCAAAAUUCGAAGCUGACGGCGGCUGGAGAAGAUGACAACCAGAAAGCGGCCGAGACUCGGGAAAGAAAAGCUACCUCGCAACUGAAGAGCAAGAAGGAUCUCAAGCCAGGUUAUUGCGAGAACUGUCAGGACAAAUUCCGAGACUUUGAUGAGCAUAUCGCGUCGCGCAAGCAUCGCAAGUUUGCCGAGAACCACGAUAACUGGUCCGAGUUGGACGCUCUGCUAUCUCAGCUGGAGCGUCCGCCCCGAUUUGCAGCAAUGGAUUCCGAAGAGUACUAG
This is a messenger RNA of Cordyceps fumosorosea ARSEF 2679, 1911 nucleotides long. RefSeq names its product Regulatory subunit Dfp1/Him1, central region. Gene Ontology annotation, molecular function: nucleic acid binding; zinc ion binding; protein serine/threonine kinase activator activity. The transcript is spliced from 2 exons. The coding region runs from base 1 to 1911 and encodes 636 amino acids. The record is from RefSeq and is a predicted model, not a curated record. Gene Ontology annotation, biological process: positive regulation of nuclear cell cycle DNA replication; regulation of cell cycle phase transition. Lineage: Eukaryota; Fungi; Ascomycota; Sordariomycetes; Hypocreales; Cordycipitaceae. Gene Ontology annotation, cellular component: nucleus; Dbf4-dependent protein kinase complex.